Messenger RNA from Annulohypoxylon truncatum, 1116 nucleotides. RefSeq lists its product as uncharacterized. The transcript has 5 exons. NCBI's taxonomy places the organism in Eukaryota, Fungi, Ascomycota, Sordariomycetes, Xylariales, Hypoxylaceae. The record is from RefSeq and is a predicted model, not a curated record. The coding region runs from base 1 to 1116 and encodes 371 amino acids.
AUGAACGAGAUACGGCGUGAAUAUCCAGGCGUGCCAGACAAUGGACCACAGACGAAUAGCAUUACCUGGGCUUUCGUUGCCGUCGCGACAACUUUUCUUGGCCUUCGUAUGGCCUGUAAACGCAGAAGGCGAAGCCACCUUUGGAGUGAUGACUGGUUUCUAGUGGCGUCGUGGGUACCCCUAACUAUCUCAUGUGUCCUCGUGAGCGUCAAUAUAGCCGCUGGGUUCGGGAAACAUGACGAGGACAUCGACCCGGAAGUCCUUGGCGAGCUAGGCUUGCGCAACGUUGUCGUGGGUUCCUUGUUUACGAUCAGCUCGGCGUGGAGCAAGACCUCGUUUGCUAUCUCCUUGCUCCGUAUUGCGACACCGCACAUGCGUAUCCUGAUCUGGACGGUCGUGGCCUCCAUGAACAUAUUCUUACACGUGGCUGCCGUGUUAACUUGGGUGGCAUGCCACCCGAUCGAGAAAUUAUGGAUGUAUACCCCCGAAGGAGAAUGCUGGCCGUCGGCGAUAAUUAUGCCAAUGGGUGUCUUUUUCAACGCAUACUCGGGCUUCUCGGACCUGGUCCUCGUUCUCUUGUCGUGGAGAAUUGUGAUGAAGUUGCGGAUAAACUUGAAAGAAAAGAUUGGUGUAGCGAUUGCCAUGAGCAUGGGCCUGUUUGCGGGAGGUAUAGCGAUUGUUAAGACCGUCGAGUUAACCGUCAUUAACGAACGCGACUUCAACUCGGAAAUCGCAACCACCAUUAUAGCAGCUUCCAUCCCGGUCCUAAGAACUCUUAUCUGCGACUUAACCUGGUGCGGUGGUAAUAGAGCUGCGGCGGGUAAUAGAUAUCUUCGAUUCAAUUCGCCGGUAGAAAAUAGAGAGGCAGGUAUCGAGACCGGUGCGGAUGGAACAGGAACAAUCAGUGGAAGCGUCGGUGGUUAUUCUGCCACAAGCGGCUCGCGGAAAUCAGGGGCUAGGGAGAAGUUGUCGAAUAACUCGAGGGGCGAGGGAAGUUCACCACAGCUUAGUCGACGUGGUAGCCCCCGUGUUAUGGGCAUUGAGGAGAGUCGAGAGCGAUGUGGUCAUAGAGAGGAUGCUGCAAUUGGAAUCUAUGAGAUGGAGAACCUGGGAUAA